CCCUCUAAUCUGUUCUCUUUUCAUCUCUGUGUUGUAGAAAAAGGAUGGAGGAAAGAGGGUUUUAGAAGUUUAAAAAGAGAAUAUUUUCAGCGGGAUACCUCCUCGUUCGUGGUUAUGUUCCCAGUAUUUUAUAGAAUGAAAAGAUUUCUUGGUUUAUUGUAAAAUAAUUACUAGAUUUUGUAAAUCUUGAUCCAAAAUGAGAGUACUGAAACCGCUUUGGGUGUCUCACGAUGAUAUGCCAAUAUUUUCAAUUGACAUUCAUCCUGAUGGCUCGAGGUUUGCUACAGGGGGGCAAGGAGAUGAUUCUGGUAGAGUUGUCAUAUGGAAUAUGGCGCCAGUAGUAAGUGAAGAGAAAGAAAUUGAUGAGAACUGUCCAAAAAUGCUAUGUCAAAUGGAUAACCAUCAAGCUUGCGUAAACUCAGUCCGAUGGAGUUAUUCGGGAAAACUUCUGGCCUCAGGUGGAGAUGAUAAGCUAAUUAUGGUCUGGAGUGUUGCAAGAUAUCCAGGUGGGGGUAAUGCGGUGUUCGGCAGCAAAGGCAAGAUUAACGUGGAGACGUGGCGGUGCGUCGCGACGCUGAGGGGUCACCACGGCGACGUCCUAGACAUGGCAUGGUCUCCACACGACACCUGGCUGGCUUCUUGUUCGGUAGAUAACACUGUUAUCAUAUGGGAUGCUAAUAAAAUGCCCGAAAUAGUGGCCAUAUUGAAAGGUCACUCGGGCCUUGUGAAGGGGGUGACUUGGGACCCGAUAGGGAAGUACCUCUCAUCGCAGUCUGAUGACAAGAGCAUUCGAAUAUGGCGAACAGCUGAUUGGAAGCAGGAGACUGUGAUCAAUGAGCCAUUCCAGGAAUGUUCGGGCACGACACUGGUGCUACGUCUAGGGUGGUCGCCGGACGGACAAUACUUGGUUUCGGCGCAUGCCAUGAACGGAUCGGGGCCUACAGCGCGCAUAAUCGAGCGGGACGGCUGGAGGCAUGGCAUGGACUUUGUCGGGCAUCGGCAGGCUGUCACUUGUGUCAGAUUCAACACAAACAUACUGCAGAACUACUACAAGUCGAUGAACAAGCCACUCCAGGCGUGCUGCUGUGCCAUAGGCUCUCGCGACCGCAGCAUCUCUGUAUGGGUGACCGCGCUGAAGCGACCUCUGUUCGCCAUGGAGAACCUGUUCACGCGGCCAGUGCUCGAUCUGUCGUGGAGCUCGUCCGGGUUGCAGCUGAUGGCUUGCUCGGGGGACGGAACUGUCGCCUAUUUUCAGUUCACACCGAAGGAGCUGGGGACUGCGCUCACUAUGGACGAAAAGAAUAAACUGUAUGAGAGGUUGUACGGUAAAUCGAUGGCGGGCGGCUGUGAUACAUCGAACAUAGCUAUCGAAAACCCCGAGCUGCUGAGCAUAAAGGAAGAUGACUCGAAAAUGGAGGAAGAUGUCAUGUGUGAGCCACAAAAAACCCCUCCUGCAGUCAAGCUACCCCCUCCCCCUCCACCCGUGGUUGUCACUUCCCCCCUCCAAGUCAACAAACAAAUUGAAACGAGGACCUCCGAUGGUAGACGACGGAUUACUCCCAUAUUCAUACCGCCUAUUCCUGACACUGGAGACGGACCCGUGCCGUUCGGAUCAGAUUCGAUGACAUUUUCGUCGAGCUCAGGCGCGAAGAGCAAGAUCGUGGUGGAGCGGAGAGAGGACGUGGUGGUCACACCCAAUGUGACCACGCCCAUCAAACAGUCGCCGCACAAAAGCACCAGUUCAUCCCCUGUGGCAGCUACUGCUAAUGUCUCCCAACCUGCCACCACUGGCCAACAGUCCAGCACAGUUGUACCAGCUGCAGUGAAGCGUUCAGAUUCCAACACACAGUCGUCGCGAAAGAGGCCCAGAUUCGCUGACAAGGCGAAUUGCCAGAACGACGCAGUUGCAUCUGCGCAGCCUCCACUUCCGGUUCCGGUUCCGGCCGCCGCCACAAAACCAGCCACUUCCGGUCACUCGGGCGCGCUUCCUUUUCUAAACAUAACAUCGAGCAACAGCAUACCUGUAAUCGGAUCGAAAAACGUGAUAUCAGUUGAGAAUGAUACGUUGACUAGUCCACACGGUUUGCUGACAAGGAUACGACUGACCAAUGGUGCCGACUCUAAAUGGGAAUACGUUUUCGGUUCAUCAGUGUGCGCAUGCAUAGCCGACACCAAAGUGCUGUGUGUGGCGUGCAAGGACCGCACCCUGCACAUAAUGGACACCAGUACUGGCGGUCACUUGUUGCCGCCACUAGCGCUGCCUUCGCCCGCUUCUCGUCUAGUCUUCUCACCCACCUCCAGCUGCCUGCUGUGUCUCACAGUCUGCGGUCGCAUCAGUGUCUGGAACCUCAACAAGAAGAGCAACAUCGUUCCCUCGCAGUCUGUUGCGCCUGUUUUGGGAAGCGAGAAUGGAGUUCAUGUGUCCCAGUGCUUCCUCACAGACGAUGGAAUACCUCUAGUCGCUUUAUCCAAUGGCAGAGCUUAUAUGUUCUCAUUGGAUAUGUGUUCUUGGAUGAAAGUGGGUGACGUCACUGAUCCAAUUGUGAAAAAUUCACAAGAAUCUUACCAAUCUGCCUCCAAGCAUUUGCAGGGAAAUAAAGUUCUUCCUCUAAAUAGGUUGCAGUCGUUUAUUCAAAGCAGAUCAUCGAAUAGGCCACGCAGUUUUGUGCAAAGCUUUGAGACGAGUCCGCCUUGCACGAUGAGCUUCCUCGAUCAACAACUGUCCGCCUGCAAGGCGAUAAAGUCAGGCCCUGAAUACAGGUUCUGGCUGCUCACUUCAGUUGGAUUCUUUCUACAGCAUGGAAAUGAAGACAAACUGAGGAAUAUUUGUCAAGAACUUUUGGGCCCCAGCCAUUCGACUGCAUCUCUAACUAAGAAAUGGGACCCGAAAAUUCUGGAUCUCUCGAAGCAUGACCUUCUAAAAGAUGUUCUCAAAGAAAUCGGUGCCAGAGUGGAAUCUCAAAGACUGUACACGGAGUUCAAGGAUCAGCUAGACGCGCUCUCUAGUAAAAACGGACUGUAGUUAUCAGCAUCUAUUAGUAUUAAACAUUGGUGAUCUCUACAAAUCAGGUACUGUAAUUGCAACCUGUAACAUAAUUUGUUUUUCUCGCUGAUGAUGUCUACAUUAGUCUAAGACUUGUGCGUGGGUAAUGAGGUGAAUCAGCAUUCAUUCAUUCAUUCAUUCAUUCAUUUUUUGAUGUUCAACAUUUAUUAUAUAAUGUUCAACAUACCUGGUGGAUGAAUAGGAGUCGAUCCUAGGCCCCACAACAUGUGCCGUAUGUCUCUAGGAUGAACAAUUUCAUUCUUUUGUCAAUAAAAUUGAUGAAAGGCAUAUUAGGUGUAAGGCAAAGUACAAAGUAUUUUUUGUAUCAAUUUUAUUUAGUUGAAAAACAUGCUGAUUGGAUCAAGUUUCAAACAAGAUCCUCAUCUGCUAAUAAAUGAAACAUGUUCACAAUAGGUCGAUUGGAUAAAAGCUAACAAUUGCUAAUUCCAAGGUCUGGUAGCACAAGAGCCUGUUAAAUUUUAAUCGUGAUUGAAUGUCACGAGAACUAAUGACUGGUUGCUAGUCACUGGAUUCUAGUUUUUAUUAAAUCGAUCGAUUGGUAUCUCAUUCAUCCAUUUUACAAUAAAAAUUCAAUAUAGUUUUUAAUGGUUUAACAAGUUUUUUUUUCAAAUUCCAUCUAACAAAAAUACAAAAUAUUGAUCAUUACAUUUGGAACAAUUACCCACAUUCUGCAAAGAACAAUCUGAGGGGGUAAUCUGAGAAUGUAAAGUACUUUUAAUCGUUUUCCAAAUGGUUUUCUUUUUCAUUACACCUCUGACAUGGGAUACAUUACAGAGAAAAAAAAUCAUCGUUCUAUACAACAAAGAAUAAAAGCUAUGAUCAGUUGAAUAUAUUAGGCUAAUAAAACAAAAUAUUAACUAAAAUAAAUAAUUUUGUUCAAAGACAAAAUUAACAACUGCGUUCCAAUCUACCAAAGUAGAAAAAAAU
This is a messenger RNA of Nilaparvata lugens (brown planthopper), 3991 nucleotides long. RefSeq names its product protein HIRA (gene Hira). Gene Ontology annotation, molecular function: nucleosome binding; protein binding. Gene Ontology annotation, cellular component: nucleus; HIR complex. Gene Ontology annotation, biological process: chromatin remodeling; regulation of DNA-templated transcription; DNA-templated transcription. NCBI's taxonomy places the organism in Eukaryota, Metazoa, Arthropoda, Insecta, Hemiptera, Delphacidae. The record is from RefSeq and is a predicted model, not a curated record. The coding region runs from base 197 to 3022 and encodes 941 amino acids. The transcript has 18 exons.